Molecule: messenger RNA, 3317 nt
Organism: Ornithodoros turicata
Lineage: Eukaryota; Metazoa; Arthropoda; Arachnida; Ixodida; Argasidae
Gene: Clic
Product: chloride intracellular channel Clic-like
Exons: 5
Coding region: 136-921 (261 amino acids)
Biological process (GO): chloride transport
Cellular component (GO): apical plasma membrane; cytoplasm
Molecular function (GO): chloride channel activity
Source: RefSeq, a predicted model, not a curated record
ACUCUUGUAGGUGUGCGUGUGUCUGUAUGUGUGUCGCGAGCGUUCCGCCGUUUGGAUCUUGUGAGUGAACGAGUGCUUUGGCGGUUUCUUCUGUGCUUUCCGCUGGAUUUACCGCUUGUGGAAUACGUGUGCACCAUGUCGGAUGAUGCUAACCACAACAGUGACACGAACGAGUUGAUGGAGAUACCAGAAAUCGAGCUCAUUAUCAAGGCUUCCACUAUCGAUGGACGAAGGAAAGGGGCAUGCCUUUUUUGCCAGGAAUAUUUCAUGGACCUCUACCUCCUUGCAGAAGUGAAGACAAUUUCAUUAAAGGUGACAACAGUAGACAUGUUGAAGCCUCCUCCAGACUUCCGCUCAAAUUUCGACUCCACUCCGCCACCCAUCCUUAUUGAUCGUGGCCAGGCCAUUUUGGAAAAUGACAAGAUAGAGCGUUAUAUCAUGAAGAACAUCCCAGGCGGCCAUAACCUCUUUGUUCAGGAUAAAGAGACUGCGACUGUGAUUGAAAACCUUUACCUUAAAUUCAAGUUGAUGCUGACCAAAAGGGAUGACAACUCAAAGAGGUCCCUGUUGAACCAGCUAAAGAGCAUAAAUGAGCAUCUGGGCAGGCAUAAUGAGCGCUUCCUCACUGGCAACACCAUGGUCUGCUUCGAUUGCGAGCUAAUGCCACGUCUACAGCAUAUCAGAGUUGCUGGUCAUUAUUUUGCCGAAUUUGAAAUUCCAACCAACUUGGAACACAUCUGGCGUUACAUGGGUCACAUGUACCAGUUGGAUGCCUUCACACAGUCCUGCCCUGCAGACCAGGACAUCAUUAACCACUACAAAUUGCAGCAGGGAACGAAGAUAAAUAAGCACGAGGAGCUGGAGACGCCCACCUUUACCACCUCCUUGCCUGCAGGCUUAGAACUCAACUGCAUUCAUUGAGUAUACUUCUUUGUUUUUUGUCUCUCAUUUCUUUAUUCUUGCACAGAAAAAAAAAAGUAUCUAGACAAGUAGUAGCAUGGGCAAGAGAAUUACGUUGCGGAACAGUUGUGUUGCAGGGCGCUGAAGAUGUGUCUGCUUGGGUGGCAGGCGACCGAGGAAUAUGUCGUCUGCUCCUUAAGUGGGCAUUUAGAGUUAGAACAGUGGACUGCUACGCAUUUGUACUGCAGUUAAUAUAUCCUUGGGUCCCGUGUCGGACGGAAGGUGCAGAUAAGUGCCACGCAUGUUUGCAGACCAGAAGGCAUUGCUGUGUUGUGGAGCUUGUUGGAUUUAGUGUACCAUUUCAAGGCUUUAGCAUUUACUGUGGCUUAUGAUUGGUUUGUCACAGCAGAGUGUCUGUACAUGCGACGGACGUGUGAAAACAUCAGUGAAAGACCUGGUGCUUUGCCUAGUGUUGAUGCCAUGAGUACCUUGCACUUGUAUCUAGAAACCAAGAAACGUGUUCUGACUUUUUUUUUUAAAUCUAUUUUUUGGAGACCUGAAUACAGCUGAAGCGUAUUUCUUCUGUCUUCUCUGAGCAAAAUGCAAGAGUUUGAAGCAGUUUGCUGUGUAUGUAACCUACCAAUUUUUGUGGACUUCAGCAUAAUUGCAGUUUCCCCGUUUCCAGUACCACAAUAUGCUGAGGCCAGUAAACCAUUUUCUAUGCAUUCCCAUUGGCACGCCGGUACACUUCGGGAAAUCUUGUGUAGUUUAAAAGAGGUACGGCAUUGGACCUUCUAUUAAUAUUGCCAUUGUGUAUCUUUUAUUCUGGCAGCCACAGAGUACAGAUUUCUGAACAUCAGCCGUAGCGUCUGUUGUCAGUGCAUUAGUAAUGCGAGCCUGUAUUGACAUUUACUUUUGUACUUAAUAAAUACAGAAAGUAGGCCUUAAGACAAGAAAAGCUUGUUUUUGUUUCACCCGGUAAGUGUUAGUCUGUUGAAAGCAUGUGCUAAAGAGCUUCCUUCUCUGUUAACAUUUAAAUAAAAAAAAUCCCUUUUAAAAACAUUGUCACAUGGAAAAUGUAUUUGUGUGGCACAUAAUAAUCACUACAUUGGAAUUGUUAUUGUUCCUGCUUAUUUAUGUUCUUGUUUGUCCCAGAUACCUAGUAUGCAAUAACUGGAGCGGUCACUGUGUAGUUCAGGUUAUUACUAGCAUAUUGAAAAACUUGGUUUAUCUAAACUGGAAAUAAGAACCUGCCUCUGCAUGUGCAUUUAUUUACCGUAAUCAUUUUCUUCUUUUUUUUUUUUGCAUUCUCAAGGUGCUACUUUGCAGUGACGCCUGUGAUCACAUCUUAUUUUGCCUUGCGGAACCAGUCAGUGCCUAGGGAUUGAUACGAGUACAUACGCGGCUGGCAAAUCCAGUGUGUGUGUGUGUGGGACACCUAUGGCAGAAACAAGGGCUUCUGCAAUAGUGUGCAAAAAAACACUUAUUAACCCGAGAUAGCUUCUGAAUCCUGCUGCAUGCAUAAUACCUCUGUGUGUUACCCUUAAGCAAAGAACCAUGGUUUUGGUGGACAUUUCUGUUGCAUGGCAAGCAGUGAUUAGCACAUUUUAUAUUCGUGGAAAAUGCAUGAGCACGGCAUUGAUCCAACCCGUCUGCAAAGUAACUGCCUGUCAUGAAGCUGGUGGCCACAGUUACUAAUCAGGACUAGUCUGCACUAGCUUGGUCACCAUGUUGUCAGAGCCUUGUACUUUAAGUGCCAUUACUUAACAUUCAAGUAGCCCAGUAACGUUACGAGCACGUGCACCGUUUCUCCUGUACAUAUCUCUUGGUUUCCGAACCGGAAGGUGCUUAAGGGUUUUCCUGUUGCGCAUGUUGCUUGGAAAACCAGAAGGUGACAUUUCCUCGUGUCUUCCUCCAUUAUAUAACUGUUAACUGAUGCCAUCCAUAGUUGUUGUGGCUGUGAUAAACAAAAGCUAUUUGAGAGCCACCUGGUACCAUUGUACUUUUAGCCACAUAACUUUUUCCAGCAAACAAAUUUGGAGUGUUAGACACUCUGGGGGUUACAUAAUGUAGCUGCACAGGGUUUCAAUUCUGGCUUGCAAUGCUAAGACCUUUCUUUUGUAACAGACUGAAAAGAAUAAAAGUGUUUCUCAACAUGUUGUGACUGUAAGAGAAGCGUGUGGUUGGUUUUGCACUUCCGGCAUCCUUGAAACUGUUCUCGUGUCUGUCAUACAGAUAGAGACUGAAUGCCCCUGUGCUGUCAUGGACGGCACAGUCUUUGGUGUGUCUAUUGCAGGAUGUGUAAACUCUGAUGUGCGAACACCAUAACUUAUGAGAAAGAAUAUUUUGUAUCCUUUAAAAUGCAAACUGUUACUUCUGCAAAAGUGUGUAGUGAGUAAUAAAGUUUUAAAGUGAAA